ACCUGCAUUGACAGCUUCAUUUGCACUUUUGAACCUUGUCCCUGGACCUGAAGGUGGAAAUUUAUGGCGGCAAGUAGGAAGAGUAUAUGGUCGAAGCGUUAGACUCCACACUAUAGUCUGGCCUGGUGGACGCCUCGUUGCCCACGGACAGUCAGCUGGAGCACGUACCAUAUUCCGCAUCGUCACGGCCUUAGCACCCCCCUUUGUUAUGGAAGGCGAGCUGGAUGAAGAUGGACAAUGUCUCAGAGGGCUUCCGUGUCAUAGACCCCAAACGUCGGACAGAGAUAAUCUAACCCUUGCUUUCAAUGAGUUAGAAAGAGAAGGAGACCAAGAAGAAGUAAAUGAUUUUUUCUUCCCAACUCCCGAGCCAACAACAUUUUCAAGAAUGGCAACACACUGUUGUUACGGACUAGCUAUGGAUCUCUUAGAAAACAUUGCACAAGAACUUGAGUUUGAUUUUCAUUUGUACAUAGUUGAAGAUGGUCUUUAUGGAUCGAGAAAAUUAGUCAAACCAUUUCGAAAGCUAAGUGAAUAUCAAAGCGUUGCGAACGAGUUUUUAAUGAGUCAACAGAUAGAUCAGACUUAUCGCUCACAAUAUCGUAACGGGAAAUUGAGUGACGAAGAGAACGAGAAAUUGUAUGAAAAAUUAUAUCUAAAUAGCGAAGCAGAUGAAGACACUGAGAAAUGGAAUGGAGUUAUUGGCGAUUUAGUUUCUGGAGCUGCUCAUAUGUCUUUUGCUGCUCUGAGUGUUUCAGCUGCCAGAGCGGAAGUGGUCGAGUUUAGUCAGCCAUAUUUCUUUAGUGGCGUUUCAAUACUAGCUGCCCCAAACCAAAAGCCUGAUAUCCCGCUACUUGCAUUUUUAUUACCGUUUUCACCAGAGCUAUGGAUAGCAAUAUUUACUUCGCUCAAUGUGACAGCAAUAGCUGUAGCUAUAUACGAGUGGUUGUCGCCUUUUGGUUUGAACCCUUGGGGAAGACAGAGGUCGAAGAACUUCAGCAUCGCAAGUGCCCUGUGGGUGAUGUGGGGACUACUAUGUGGCCACUUAGUUGCCUUCAAAGCGCCCAAGAGCUGGCCUAACAAGUUUCUAAUAAACGUGUGGGGUGGCUUUUCUGUGAUAUUUGUCGCCAGUUACACUGCCAAUAUUGCCGCCCUUAUAGCUGGAUUGUUUUUUCACAAUGCAGUUGAUGAUUAUCAAGGUAGAAGUAAUUGGCUAUCCCAGCGAGUGGGAACAGCGAGGUCAUCAAUAGCGGAGUACUACGUGCAAAGGAAUAAUCCGCAGCUAGCACAGCAUAUGCGCCGUCACGCCUUACAGGAUAUUGAAGAGGGUAUUCAGAGGUUGAGGUAA
Messenger RNA from Hyposmocoma kahamanoa, 1345 nucleotides. Its product is annotated as glutamate receptor ionotropic, NMDA 3A-like. Lineage: Eukaryota; Metazoa; Arthropoda; Insecta; Lepidoptera; Cosmopterigidae. Gene Ontology annotation, cellular component: plasma membrane; postsynaptic membrane. Gene Ontology annotation, biological process: synaptic transmission, glutamatergic; modulation of chemical synaptic transmission; ionotropic glutamate receptor signaling pathway. Gene Ontology annotation, molecular function: NMDA glutamate receptor activity; transmitter-gated monoatomic ion channel activity involved in regulation of postsynaptic membrane potential. The record is from RefSeq and is a predicted model, not a curated record. The coding region runs from base 209 to 1345 and encodes 378 amino acids. The transcript has 2 exons.